Molecule: messenger RNA, 901 nt
Organism: Asparagus officinalis (garden asparagus)
Lineage: Eukaryota; Viridiplantae; Streptophyta; Magnoliopsida; Asparagales; Asparagaceae
Product: glycine cleavage system H protein 3, mitochondrial-like
Exons: 4
Coding region: 140-637 (165 amino acids)
Biological process (GO): protein lipoylation; glycine decarboxylation via glycine cleavage system
Cellular component (GO): glycine cleavage complex; cytoplasm; mitochondrion
Source: RefSeq, a predicted model, not a curated record
CUCAUACAUCCACAGACUCAAUCAACAAACAUUUAAACAAAUCCAUCCUCUUCCUCUUCCCUCUCUAUGCUCUAGAAAAAAAAACCUCAUCCAAAAGAUAAGAAAAUAGUGUUGAGCUAGAGAGAGGGAAGAUAAUAUUAUGGCUCUCAAGCUGUGGGCUUCUUCAACUGCCAAUGCACUCAGGAUCUCUUGCGCUGCCUCAAGAGCUUCUCCUCUCUCUGCCUUCUCCGUUUCAAGAUGCUUCUCCUCUGUUUUGGAUGGGUUGAAGUAUAGUCCUUCUCACGAAUGGGUGAAGCAUGAGGGAUCUGUGGCUACUAUUGGCAUCACUGACCACGCUCAGGGCCAUCUAGGAGAAGUUGUUUUCGUCGAGCUUCCAGAAUCUGGUGCCGCAGUUUCAAAAGGAGGCAGCUUUGGAGCAGUGGAGAGUGUGAAGGCAACAAGUGAUGUAAACUCCCCAAUCUCUGGUGAAGUUGUUGAGGUCAACAGUAAGCUCACUGAAGCCCCUGGACUGAUCAAUUCUGGUCCGUAUGAGGAUGGAUGGAUGAUCAAGAUCAAGCCAAGUAAUCCAUCAGAGAUUGAAUCCUUGAUGGGUCCGAAGGAAUACACAAAGUUUUGUGAGGAAGAAGAUGCUCACUAGAUGUUCCUCUUAGUUUCAUAUUUAAUCCCGAGGGAAGUUACCAGAUACAGUUUCAGUUUCUGAGCGAUUAGUGAUUACGAUGAUAUCAUGCAUAUUGAUUGUGGAGAUUAAUGAUGUUGAAUCGUAUGGCAUUGUUCUAGUUUCUUUCACUGUUACCCUUUCUUGUGUUGUUUACUUAUCUCCACCUCCGUAUGUAAUGCACGUGUUAGUGUACUGUAUACCUUCAUGUAGUUAAGCUCACAUGUUGUCCUCUGUGUUUAAUUA